Messenger RNA from Naumovozyma castellii, 429 nucleotides. It is a transcript of the gene RPS15, whose product is annotated as 40S ribosomal protein uS19. The record is from RefSeq and is a predicted model, not a curated record. Bases 1 to 429 code for a protein of 142 amino acids. The transcript has a single exon. NCBI's taxonomy places the organism in Eukaryota, Fungi, Ascomycota, Saccharomycetes, Saccharomycetales, Saccharomycetaceae.
AUGUCCGCCGCUGUUGCCGCCAGAAAGAGAGUUUUCAAGUCCCACUCCUACAGAGGUGUCGAAUUAGAAAAAUUAAUGGAAAUGUCCACUGAAGAAUUCGUCAAGUUGGCUCCAGCUAGAGUUAGAAGAAGAUUCGCUCGUGGUUUGUCUUCCAAGCCAGCUGGUUUGAUGAAGAAAUUGAGAGCUGCUAAGUUGGCUGCCCCAGAAAACGAAAAACCAACUCCAGUGAGAACUCAUUUGAGAAACAUGAUCAUUGUUCCAGAAAUGAUCGGUUCCGUCGUUGGUGUCUACAACGGUAAGUCUUUCAACACCGUUGAAAUUAGACCAGAAAUGUUGGGUCACUACUUGGGUGAAUUCUCCAUUACUUACACUCCAGUUAGACACGGUAGAGCUGGUGCCACCACCUCCCGUUUCAUCCCAUUGAAAUAG